AUGGCGAUCGUCAAGAUGCAGAGCGAUCUUCCGCUGGUUACCAGUGAGCAGCAGGCCGUGGAGGAGUUUGCCGUGGAGCCAAGCGAAUCUGCCCCUCCUUCGCGUACUCGUGUUGACUUUGCAUCAACCGUCCUUCGGCAGGCCAAGAAGCAGCGCUGCACAUCUCGCAUUUCGACGAGCUACUCCACGCACUUUUCAUAA
Phytophthora infestans T30-4 is the source of this 201-nucleotide messenger RNA. RefSeq lists its product as uncharacterized. NCBI's taxonomy places the organism in Eukaryota, Oomycota, Peronosporomycetes, Peronosporales, Peronosporaceae. Bases 1 to 201 code for a protein of 66 amino acids. The transcript has a single exon. The record is from RefSeq and is a predicted model, not a curated record.